Arvicola amphibius (Eurasian water vole) is the source of this 11095-nucleotide messenger RNA. It is a transcript of the gene Peak1, whose product is annotated as pseudopodium enriched atypical kinase 1. Gene Ontology annotation, molecular function: protein kinase activity; ATP binding. Gene Ontology annotation, biological process: protein phosphorylation. NCBI's taxonomy places the organism in Eukaryota, Metazoa, Chordata, Mammalia, Rodentia, Cricetidae. The record is from RefSeq and is a predicted model, not a curated record. The coding region runs from base 565 to 5772 and encodes 1735 amino acids. Gene Ontology annotation, cellular component: actin cytoskeleton; focal adhesion. The transcript is spliced from 8 exons.
GCUGUGGACUCCGCGGCCGCGAGUAGUUAGUUAGUUGUGUCAGUUGCUCGGUGGCGGCGGCCGCGAUCACCAGUAAGGGGACGGGACGGGCGGCAAUGGUGAUCAUUGCAACGGCGUGUGCUCCCCUCAGGUGUCUGUCUAACCCAGGACUCAUGCUCUAGAUGGUUCCUGGUGAUCUGUCUUAAAAACCUAAGGAAACACUGGUACCUUUAGAAGACAGGAAUGAGACGCAAGGAAGAAAGGCCAUUCAUCAUAAGAAGAUUUGAAUCACUUUGAAAUUUUAAAGAAAUGUAACACUUGCUGCUAAACUAUCUUGGUCACCAGAAGGAACAAAGUGCUUCAGAGUUAAAUGGAAGUCUUCACUAAACAAAAGAAGGAAAACUAACAACAGAAAAGAAAUAGCAAUUUUAGGCAUAUUGUCAGGUCAUCGAGAUGGCUCAGCAGAUUGAUCAUACUUAGAGGAGCUGCUUUAACCACACACGAAGGUGAAAACUAACAGAUGCAAAUGCAAGUCUUGCUAUGCACUGAAGAAACCGCAUUGUCUGUGAAGUUCUAUUUUUAAAAAUGUCUGCUUGUAACACCUUUACUGAACACGUUUGGAAACCUGGCGAAUGCAAGAAUUGCUUUAAACCUAAAAGCUUACACCAGCUUCCUCCAGACUCUGAGAAGACACCUAUCACCCAUGGUAAUGUAAAAACUAAUGCCAACCAUAGUAACAACCACCGUGUCAGGAACACCGGGAAUUUCCGGCCCCCUGUGGCUAAAAAACCCACUAUUGCUGUGAAGCCCACUAUGAUGGUAGCAGAUGGGCAAAGUGUGUGUGGUGAGCUUAGCAUCCAAGAACACUGUGAGAACAAACCUGUCAUCCUGGGGUGGAACCAAAACAAGACGUCUUUGAGCCAGAAACCACUUAACAACAACUCCGAAGGCGAUGCUGAAGGAUUUGGCCGUGUCCCCCAGCAAUGUGGCAACAAUGACAGCACAAAGAAGAUGUCCAACAACAACAACGGACUCACUGAAGUGCUGAAGGAGAUAGCAGGUCUGGAUGCCACGCCUCAGAUGAGAGGAAAUGAAACAAACUCCAGAGAAACAUUCUUGGGAAGAAUAAAUGAUUGCUACAAACGAUCAUUGGAAAGAAAGAGCCCACCAAGCUGCAUGACGGGGAGCAUGAAGGAUUCUCAGGGCAAGCACGUGAUUCUGAGUGGGAGCACAGAGGUCAUCAGUAACGAAGGGGGCAGGUUCUGCUACCCUGAGUUUUCCAGUGGAGAGGAGAGUGAGGAAGACGUGCUUUUCAGCAACAUGGGAGAGGGGCACGAGAGCUGGGACGAAAGCGACGAAGAGCUGCUAGCCAUGGAGAUUCGCAUGAGAGGGCAACCUCGCUUUGCUAACUUCAGGGCUAACACUCUGUCUCCUGUUCGAUUCUUUGUGAGCAAAAAAUGGAAUACGAUCCCGUUACGUAAUAAGUCUCUGCAGAGAAUCUGUGCUGUGGACUAUGAUGACAGCUAUGAUGAAAUACUUAAUGGCUAUGAAGAAAAUUCUGGGGUCUCCUAUGGUCAAGGAAGCAUUCAGAGCAUGGUGUCCUCUGAGUCCACAUCACCAGAUUCCUCUUUUACGGAGGAGUCACGUUCUGAAACAGCCAGCAGUUUAUCUCAGAAGAUUUGUAAUGGGGGGCUAUCUCCUGGUAACCCAGAAGAGUCUAAAGGCAUGACAGAAACCGAGCCUAAUUAUGAAAGUCCUCCUGGUAAUAAUGAGGAGAAGGACUCAUCACUAACUUCCAAAAGCUCAGCAAAAGUUCCAGAGACACACAAAGCAGUCCUCGCUCUCCGCUUAGAGGAGAAGGAUGGCAAAAUUGCGGUACAAACUGAGAAGCCAGACAACAAAGCCUCUACAGAUAUCGCUGGCCAAGCAGUCACCAUCAGCCUCGUCCCUGUAGAAGAACAGACAAAGCCAUACCGCGUUGUGAAUCUGGAGCAGCCGCUGUGUAAGCCAUAUACUGUUGUGGAUGUGUCGGCAGCCAUGGCCAGUGAGCACCUUGGGCGCCCCAAGAUCAAAGGCUCAUCCUCUACUCCAAACUCUCCAGUAACAUCACCUGCCUUGACACCAGGACAAAUGAAUGCCCAUGUCAAAAAAUCCAGUGCAAUCCGAUACCAGGAAGUAUGGACUUCCAGCACCAGUCCACGACAAAAGAUCCCUAAAAUAGAAUUAAGUACUGGGGGAACUGGGCCAAAUGUCCCUCCGAGGAAAAACUGCCAUAAAUCAGCACCUACUUCACCCACGGCUACAAACAUUUCCUCCAAAACCAUCCCUGUUAAGUCACCUAAUUUGUCUGAGAUAAAAUUUAAUAGUUACAACAAUGCUGGCAUGCCACCUUUCCCCAUUAUCAUUCAUGAUGAGCCAUCCUAUGCUCGGAGUUCCAAAAAUGCUAUUAAAGUUCCCAUUGUUAUUAAUCCAAAUGCGUAUGACAAUCUCGCCAUCUACAAAAGUUUUCUGGGAACAAGUGGAGAACUCUCAGUGAAAGAGAAAACCACAAGCGUAAUAAGCCAUACUUAUGAAGAAAUAGAAACUGACAGCAAGGUGUCUGAUAAUGCCACUAACAAGCUCCCAGACUGUCCCCAAGCCAAAGGCUUUUCCAACAGCACAGAGCGUAAAAGAGGCUCUGUAGCUCAGAAGGUUCAGGAGUUUAACAAUUGUCUCAACAGAGGUCAGUCUUCUCCACAAAGGAGCUAUAGUUCCAGCCACAGCUCCCCUGCAAAAAUCCAGAGACCCAGUCAAGAGCCUGUGGCCAAAACAGAAGGCACACAGGGGUCUCAGGUGGCAGGCAGCAGUGGCAGCACCAGGGAGAAAGCAAGCGCUGUGCUUUGUCAGAUUGUGGCUUCUAUCCAGCCCCCCCAGACUCCUCCAGAGGCACCUCAGUCUAGCCCUAAGGCUUGCAGUGUGGAAGAGCUCUACGCUAUUCCUCCAGAUGCAGAUACUGCAAAAAAUAUACCGAAAAGUACACCAGUCCGACCCAAAUCUCUCUUUACAUCUCAGCCUAGUGGGGAAGCAGAGGCACAUCAGCCCACAGAAAACCCUACCACUAAAAUUCAGAAAGAUCCAUUCAUGAAGCCAGUCACUUCCCCUCCCUCCAAAUUAGUGACCAGUGCCCAAAGUGAGCCACCACCGCCCUUUCCCCCACCACGGUCUACUUCCUCCCCUUACCAUGCAAGUAAUCUUUUGCAGAGGCAUUUCACCAAUUGGACCAAGCCAACCAGUCCUACCAGAUCAACAGAAGCUGAGUCAAUUUUGCAUUCUGAAGGCAGCAGGCGAGCAGCUGAUGCAAAGCCUAAACGUUGGAUAUCAUUUAAAAGCUUCUUCCGCCGUCGGAAAGCAGAUGAAGAAGAAGAGAAGGAGAAAGAGCGAGAGAAAGGGAAGCUGGUGGGCCUGGAUGGAACAGUCAUCCACAUGCUGCCGCCUCCUCCGGUCCAGCGCCAUCACUGGUUCACAGAGACAAAAGGAGAGUCCAAUGAGAAGCCCGCCAUUGUCUUCAUGUACAGGUGUGACCCUGACCAAGGCCAGCUCAGCGUGGAUCAAAGCAAGGCAGGGACAGAGAAAGGAAGAACAGAGGAUGUGUUACUCCAGUACUCAGAAGAGAAGAAAAGUGGCCAUUCUUCUCCAUCUCAGAUCCCUGACAAAGCUUCCAGUCGCGUGACCCAUGAAGUGGCAGAGGAGUUUUCUCCUCAGGAUCCAAAAACUCCUGCUGUAAAGCAAGAUGGCACUUCCGUCACACCAGCAUCGCCCCCGCCUGACCUGGAAAGGGAAGAAGAAAAAGAUGGCACUGCGGAUCCUAUAGAUCUGAACUCCCGCUGUGCAACAUACAGCAACCUAGGGCAAUCUAGAGCAGCUAUGAUACCUCCCAAGCAUCCACGGCAUCCCAAGGGAGCUUCUGAUGAUACCAUUGCCUUUGGAGAGAAGACAGACCAAGAAAUAUUGAAUGCUUCCCAACCCACGCCACCCCCACUGCCAAAGAAAAUGAUACGAGCCAAUACAGAGCCUAUCUCCAAAGACCUUCAGAAGACCAUGGAAAGUAGCCUUUGUGUCAUGGCUAAUCCCACCUACGAUAUUGACCCCAACUGGGAUGCCAGCAGUGCUGGGUCGUCUAUUAGCUGUGAACUCAAAGGACUGGACAUUGAGUCUUACGACUCCUUGGAGAGACCUUUGCACAAAGAGAGACCUGUUCCUUCAGCAGCAAACAGUAUCUCCAGCUUAGCCACUCUCAGUAUUAAGGACAGAUUUUCCAACAGUAUGGAGUCCCUCUCCAGCCGACGUGGUCUCUCCUGUAGACAGGGUCGAAGCAUCCAGAAGCCACAGAGACAAGCACUUUAUCGAGGACUUGAAAAUCGGGAGGAAGUGGUGGGUAAAAUCCGAAGCCUUCAUACAGAUGCCUUGAAGAAAUUGGCUGUUAAAUGCGAAGACCUCUUCAUGGCUGGUCAGAAAGACCAACUCCGCUUUGGAGUGGACAGCUGGUCAGAUUUCAGGCUAACCAGCGACAAACCGUGCUGCGAAGCUGGAGAUGCGGUCUACUACACUGCCUCAUAUGCAAAAGAUCCACUCAAUAACUAUGCCGUCAAGAUCUGUAAGAGCAAAGCUCAGGAAUCACAGCAGUAUUACCAUAGCUUGGCUGUCCGGCAGAGUCUGGCUGUGCAUUUUAACAUCCAGCAGGAUUGUGGCCAUUUCCUUGCUGAAGUCCCUAAUCGUCUGCUUCCCUGGGAGGAUCCUGAUACUCCUGAAAAGGCAGAGGACGAAACUGAGAACAGUGAGGAGGAGGUAAAAGCAGAAACCGCCGGGGAAAACCCCCAGCCCUGCUCUGAAACAGAGUCAUCCCAGAAAGAGAACCAGCGAGUCACGAAUAGGAAACAGAGAAGCCAUGUUGUAGUGAUCACCAGGGAGGUUCCCCAUCUCACUGUGGCCGACUUUGUGCGAGAUUCCUUGGCCCAUCAUGGGAAAAGCCCUGACCUGUAUGAGAGGCAGGUGUGUCUGCUGCUCUUACAGCUGUGCUCUGGCCUCGAGCAUCUCAAGCCCUACCAUGUCACUCACUGUGAUCUGCGCCUGGAGAACUUGUUGCUUGUCCAGCACCAGCCUGGGGGAGCUGCCCAAGGCCCUUCACCUGCAGAUCCUUGCCUCCCCUCAGCUUGUCCCACAAGGCUCAUCGUGAGCAACUUCUCGCAGGCCAAGCAGAAGAGCCAUCUGGUGGAUCCCCAGAUCCUCCGGGACCAGUCCCGCCUUGCCCCAGAGAUCAUCACAGCCACCCAGUAUAAGAAGUGUGAUGAGUUCCAAACGGGCAUCCUCAUCUAUGAAAUGCUGCACCUACCCAACCCUUUCGAUGAGAACCCAGAGCUGAAGGAGAAAGAGUACACGCGCACAGACCUGCCUCGCAUCCCUCUCCGCUCCCCGUACUCUUGGGGCCUGCAGCAGCUCGCCAGCUGCCUCCUAAACCCCAACCCCUCUGAGCGCAUCCUCAUUUCUGACGCCAAAGGCAUCCUCCAGUGUCUGCUCUGGGGCCCCCGUGAAGAUCUCUUCCAAACCUUCACCACCUCUGCAACCCCAGUACAGAAGAGUGCUCUGCUCCAGAACUGGCUGGACAUCAAGCGAACACUGCUGAUGAUCAAGUUUGCUGAGAAGUCCCUGGACAGAGAGGGGGGCAUCAGCCUCGAGGACUGGCUUUGCGCUCAGUACCUGGCUUUUGCCACCACAGACUCCCUGAGUUACAUUGUGAAAAUCCUGCAACACCGUUAAUGUGGCCUGGAUCUCGUUCUUAUUAUGAAGUACUCCCACCUUCUUCAUGUUGCCCUCAGGUCCCUGUCCUAUACUCACUCAGAAUUCAGGAAAGGAGAGAAGCUAACCUGCCAUCCUUGUCCACGAGCAGAGGGGGCCAUUCAGCAAGGUCAUCCACAGCUUUACACAGUGAGAAGCCAAGUGUUUCCUUACUGUUCAGAAAUUCCACUGCACAGCCGUGCAGUCACCCUCCCGUGGAACAUUUGUCAUCUGAAUAGUCCCACAAACCUGGGGUCAAGAAGGAAAUGGACAGCCAUGGAGGACCAGCUCCGGCAGAGUACACUAAGUAAGCUGCGUUCACCUCUUCCAGAGCGGAAGCUAGUCUGCCUGUCUUCCCUAGCUAGCGGCACACAUCCACCAACAUCGGCUGUCAUCCAGUGAUGCUCGCCCGGCAGCUUCCUCUUCCUGUAGUAUCCACAGCUGCCUCUUUCCCGGGAGGGCAUGCCAUUCUGCUUCUCGGCUCAGUUUUAGUCACUGGGGACUGGCCUUUGUCCUGGCCGAAAGGUGAAGGAGAGAUUCCCGUCUGUUGGAUGGUGGGUCGUCCAUUCGUCCAUUUCCAUUUGCUCUCUUAGUAAAUGUGUACCGUACACAAAGAACAACCUGACAGCAGCAGCCCCACUGCCACUGCUUGCCCGGCCUUCACCUUUACUCUGUCCCAACCUGCUGAAGUUCGGGUUUUCCAUCCACUUUUUGGGGCCCAUUACAGAGCUGACCGGAGAUGGUGUCACCAAUGCCUCAGCAGGAUGGAAUGCAGUUCAGAGUUUAUGAAGAGUUGGCAGGACAUGAGGAAAUAAUGUCCUUGUGUGUGCAAUUCUCCAGGGGCCCUCAGGGAACAGACUUUAAAGUACUGUUCUUUGAUUACUAUCAGACCUAUCGGCAUGGCAGCCCGGACUGGUGGUGGCUGAGUCAGUGUCCCCCACAAGCAGCAACUGGCCACCUCCCUUCCAUCAGUAGCCAGUAUCAGCUACCCUGCCAGAUGCUGUCGACAGUGGCUCUGAAUGAAAUGGCUGUCCACUUAGCAUUAACAUCGCCUUAGAAAGCACCUCAGAGCUGGCUUUUGAAAUGGCCAGAAGGCAAGGGAGGAGGGGCAGCCACUAAGAUGGCUGGCCUGCUCCUAAGAAUGCCAGCCUCUUCCAGAAGGACCGCCUCCCAGAGUGAGUGGCCCCCUGCUCCGAAGACUUUGCGGUAGAUGGCCGGGAGCUGUUCCUGUGGGACCUGUGCUCUCCCAUGAAUUAUGUGCAAUUUUUGUAUGUAUUUUUAAUCUGUAUAUUACAGUGUUUAUGUUGCAACUUUACCUGAGUGAGAACUACAGAAAACCUUCCUCUCUUCCCUUGGCACAUACUUGCGCUAAGAAGCGAGUAUUCUUUCCACCUGUGUGUAUGUUCGCUCAUGCACUUGUUUUAUUCAAAACUGUGAGUAUUUGUUUACUUCAACCUCAACAUCCCAAGAGUCACUUGAAUGGUAAGUGUGUACACAUGUGUGCCUGUGUGCACGCACAUGCUGGAGAUGGGGACCAGGCCUCCGGGGAAGCAGCCUGUAGCAGAGUUCACAGGCCUGUCCUCUGCACCCUGCCAGUGAGGAACCCUGGGGAGCCCCAUCCACCAGCGCAGAGUCAUCUUACAGCCAAGACUGACUGUGCAGUAUUACUUGGGUGGCACCUUAGUGGCCUUGGAUAUUUCUAGACUUUUAACAUUUUUAACAGCCUUUCAUGUGAUUCACACUUAUCAAAGAGAAUCGAAAAAGGAGAAUGUAUUUUAUUAUUCAUUUUUAAAGAGAAUAAUAUGUGUGAGGCUGCAUAGGGAGGAUGGCCUUGUGUUCCUGGCUAGCUCCCCAAACUCCCAGGAAGAGAGGGCUAGUUGGCUCACGGAGAGUCUUGUCCCUUCUAGAUAGCAUGACCGUGGAGUGGGCAGCCGUGAGUCAUGGUUGCAUCAGGCCUUGCAUAGCCCGUGUCACAUAGCUCCCCGCCUAAUUAUGCACUGAACCGGCAGCAUGACGACCACCGGCCGAGUCAGCUGGCACAGUUCUUCACUCCCCACAGCGUCCGCAGAUUGAGACCUUCUCAGUGUCGCUCUCUUGGUGCCUUGCCCGUGUAAACCCAACGUUAACUGUGUAAGGAGGUUACAUAUUUAAUGCAGGAUGUUCCCUAGCCCUCCGUUUGUUCUGUCUGUAGACACCCUUUUCCCGUUAGCUUCGACCCAGCCUUCUUCCGUGCUGCGGUAAAACAAGCAUGCGCACUUCCGCUGCCGCUGCCUCACCGCUCUCCGCUCCACGUGUCUCUCACUGUUCUUAAGUCCACACGAUUGAGAGGCGAAAUAAAAGCCUAGUGACAAGAGAAGGGCCUCAGCUUCCCAGAGACCGGUGGCUGUGUUCCCUGUCUCUGGGAAUGGCCACAGAAUGUGACGGACAGGAGGAAGGUGUCCUAGGUGAGGUCAGAACAGACAAGGAUUGUACUUCCAGGCAGAGUCCAUCAGGUGGUCCUCUGAGCGUUUCUCAAAAUAACGAAAUUCAGUCAGUAUAACUUUAUCAUAGAUUCCCAUUUUAAUUCAUCCGUCGGCUGAAGGGAACUCCUCCCUCUGCAGACACACACACACACACGUAUAUACAUACAUAUAUUAUGGAUUUUGGAGUGUCACUGGUCUAGCACUUAAAGUUCUCCUAAGUACCGUCUUAUUGAGCGGAUUGUUUUUUUCUUUUAAAGUCUAUGCCAUAGAUUCUUCCAUUACGUUGAGAGUGUGAACAGCUAAGCCCCUUGGAGCCUUUCCUUCAGCCGCGUGGACACUGUCUCAGCACAUGUGGACGCUAGAGAAACAGGACUGUGGCUGGAGCAGGCAGCAGUAAAUGUCUCUCUCUCAGAGUGCCUUGUUAGCAUAGUAACCUAGCCAUGGAAAUAAGAAGUGUUUCACAGAGAGGCCCAGACUACCAGCAGCCUCCUGUGCCGCAGAGGAGAGCCCUUUGGGGAUGUGUACACCCACACAGUGUGCAAAAGUUCACCAUGAAGGACAGCAGUUAGAUGAGCAAAUGGGCAACAGAACCCGUGGGGGGACAACAUGAGACUCAUGAGCAUCACCAGCCCCGAGGCUGAGUCAGAUUGGCUGGCAGACAGACGGCGGCGGUGGGUUUCGGGAUUUGCUCUCGAGGUGGGCUGAAUGAGGUCAUGGGGGAUGUGCGCUCCUGAAGGGACGUGGUUGCACUCCUGCUCCUCAACUGCUGGGGCCAGGGGGCCAAGAAGCUGCACGACUCAGGAGCUACCAUCGCAAGAGCGCCAGUUCUGCCUCAGAGCUCAGGGUGUAUUCAUGAACGUGGAAAUCUGAGCCUCUAGGAGGAUCCGUGUUUCUAAGAGCAAAACCUCUGUUGUCGCAAAAUCCCAGGAAAGAUCUUGACGCCCACAGAGUAGCAGGUCACGGAAGGCUUACGCUCAGCUUUCCACAUUUAAUUUCUCCAAUACGGGAAAAUCACUGGGCAUUAGCCGGUGACCUGCCGUCAGGAUUUUCCCAUAGCUUUUACCCAGAGUGAUCCAAAAAGAUACAGGCUAGUCUCAAAAACUGGGGUGGAUUUUGGAAGCAUCAUUGUAUGUCAAGUAAUCUGGGUAUAUAAAGCAUACACGCACACUUGGAAACAGGACGAGAGGAACUCAGCUCGCUGGGCCAGCUCUGGCAUGCUUGUCAUUCCCCUCUCUAGUGGGUAAGGAUUGGGAUUCUGAUCCAGUCUAAUAAGUGAACAGGAUAGCUGCCCAUAAAACUGGGUUAUUAGAUUUACUUCACUGAAGCUCAUCUUCCCAAAGGCCCAAAGUGCUGCCCUGAGACAGACCCAAGUGCUACCCCUGGGGAAGUGUGCACUGAAGUCCACCUGCCCACACUCACAGCAGUGCACAGCCGGAGGCCCCAAACCAAUGCCCCCCACAGGAGGUCAGAAGAGCUGUAAUGCAAGAUCCUAGACAGGUUAUACCAAAGAAGUCAAGCCUUUCCAUCCUGCUUCUCAGACAAUGGGGAUGUGCUGUGACAGAUGCCAGAGGAAGGGAGUCUGUACACAUUCCAUGACCUGGGUGUCCAACUGUAAGUCCAUUCUCAAAAAAAUAAAAAAGAAAGGAAGAAAGAAAAGAAAAAGCAGUGCAUUUUGCACAUGAGGAGAAAAAGAAGGUGAGGGUGGUGGGAAUAAGGGAGUGGCAGCAGCCGAAGCAGGUAGUGAAAUUCCCUGGUAUCUAAGAAGGAACCCGUAACUGGCUCGCUCACCAUGACUGGCUGUUGCCCAGACCUUAAGCGUGGGAAUGCCUCGUCUGUGUAAUAUUGAAAGCUUGGGCUGGAGUUGAUUUCUUUCUUAAAAAGCAGGUGCUUUCAAAAGGUUUGUCUCGAGAACUCUUGGGAAAUUUCUUAACACACCGCACCAUUUUAUGAACCUUCCCCCGAAGGUGAUUGUCAUCAGCAUCUCUUCCAAUGUGUCUAAGUACCCAGACUGUCCAAGGUGCUACGCAGCUGUCAGCCACCUACCCCUGCAGCUGUUUUAAAUUAGAGACCUUUGCGUCAGCUGCCACUGGAAACGAUGCCCACUUCGAUGGGCCACCGGGGUCUGCAUUCUGAACAUCCUCUGUACAUUCCCCCUUCGAGAGCCUCUCCGUCCACUCCCGCUUCCCACCCCUUCCUACCCCCACCCCAUGGUUUUUUAAAUCAAAGUUUCAGGGAAUCAAGAGGUUGGGGUUUCUUUUGAGCCCAGCAGAAUCGCAGAGUUCUAUAUUUUGCUAUGGAUAGUGUUGUGGUACAGGAAACCCACUCUGCCCGUCAGUUCGUGACUAGUUUGUGUGUCUGCACUCUCGGUAACUUGAAUGUUGAGCCAGCCCUGUGGCUUCAAUGUGGUGUUGUUGAAAGAUUAAGCCACACAGCUUUAGGAAGCCCACUUGAACCGUUCCUUUCUUGCCCUGUUCCCUCCCCAAUUCUAGAGUGUUGUGCGUGAACACACUGGGUUGGGUUUUCUGUUCAUGAUAUGGAGGGCGAUUUGUUGGGAGAUGGACACAGAAGCAAGAUGUCACCGGUCUUGGUGAUUGGAAUCAUGACAGUCCUUACUCUGACCUCUGAUUCUCCAUGGCCCUGCCCACACUCUAUUGGAGAAUCUUGUUUCCCUCCCUCCAGCGCUCUCCCCUUCUCCUUGCAUAUUUACAGUUGUACGAAUCAACAACAGAUCCCCAUGUCACCAGUGGCGCCACCCUUUGGUUUGCUGUGGUACUUUGCUGUGUACUCUGUGGCCUCACGUUACUGUGUAAAUAAAUUCAGUUUAAUAUACACAACGAACCAGA